This is a messenger RNA of Gilbertella persicaria, 246 nucleotides long. RefSeq lists its product as uncharacterized. Lineage: Eukaryota; Fungi; Mucoromycota; Mucoromycetes; Mucorales; Choanephoraceae. The transcript has 2 exons. Bases 1 to 246 code for a protein of 81 amino acids. The record is from RefSeq and is a predicted model, not a curated record.
AUGAGUUUGAUCGGUAGUGUUUCUGGUUUUGCUGCCUUUGGUGUUCUCGUCCGUACAUACGCUCUUGGUCUUCAAAAGCGUCCCAUUUUCUCUAAUCCUAGUAGUCAUAUUUUAGCUGCAGGUGUUUUCGGUGCAGUUGGUUACUAUGUUCACGACUUGCAAGAAAGACAAAAUGCUCAAAUGGCUGCCAAGAAGGAAGUCAUGAUCAAGAACAGAGCACGUGCAGAAGAACUCGCUUCUCAAUAA